This is a messenger RNA of Sclerotinia borealis F-4128, 2316 nucleotides long. The record is from the annotation of a GenBank genome assembly. NCBI's taxonomy places the organism in Eukaryota, Fungi, Ascomycota, Leotiomycetes, Helotiales, Sclerotiniaceae.
AUGUGUAAUGGGAAAUAUUGUCGGUUUCAAUGGAGGAUUGAAAUAGCAGAGGCAGCUUUUAGAGAAACUAGCCAAGACUGUAUUCAAGAUACCGACAUUGCCUCGAUUGAAGAAGGUCCUUGGGACGGAGAGGAAGAAGAACUCAUAACCUCAUAUUCCACUAUUCAAGAAUUAUACAAAGCUCUUUACGCCAGGAAAGACAACAACAAGCUCAACAUGGCUUUGAAGUUCGCCCCAUUUGCUUCUGAAAUAGAGCUACCAUUUUACAAUGCUCUUUCUCAGUCAAAGAUCGACUAUGACAAGUUGGACGAUUCUGCACGCCCUGUUCUUGGUUUAUAUGAACCAAGAGCUACACAAAGUCCUGACCAGAGUUCUCGUAUGAGAGUUCUCGGCAAUGCUCUCAGUAGCAGCGAAGUUCCUCUUGGUCAUAUUCGAGCUGAGGGUAAGAUCAAGAAUGUCAAUACCAUCGAAGACUUCAAAAAUAUGGACAAGCAGGCAAUGUUGCAUCUUUCUGCGAGACAGAUUUGGGAUGCUAUUAAUGAUGGCACCAUUUACUCUAUCCCAUCGUUACUUUCUUCAUUCACCAUUUUGUCGUUUGCUAAUUUGAAGAAAUAUACUUUUACUUACUGGUUUGCCUUUCCUGCCCUCCAUUCGGAGCCGGCAUGGAAGAAAAUUGAGCAACCCCCCAAACUUAGUGCUGCUGAGACCACGGCGCUUACGGAGGAAGUUGGUACGUGGCGUUACGCCCACGAUAACAGGGAGCAUGGAUUCUUCCUAGCCAAACGAGUGUAUCUUUCUUCGAAAGCGCUCCAAGAUCCGGAAAACGAGUCCUUUUCCGAUUUGAAAUUCAAGUGGGUCAUUGGAUCCUUGAGAGCAUUCGAAGAUGGUUUCUUCAGAGGUGUAGAUGCAAAAGACCAAUAUAUAUCUUUUGUAGAUCCAUCCACUUAUCACGAAAAUCCAGGAUGGAUGCUACGAAACCUCUUGGUUCUAGUGAGACGCAGAUACAAGCUCGACAGAGUCCAGAUUCUUUGCUACCGAGAUAGUCAUGCAAACCGACAUGUGCCUCAGAGCUUGAUUUUGGUUUUGGAGAGCAUCUACGACCCAGACUAUUCCUCGACCGGCCCUGAUGAGAUGCCUAAAGUCACAGGUUGGGAGCGCAAUAGUCUUGGAAAGCUUACUGCUAAAGUCACAAACUUGGCUCAAUACAUGGAUCCAGCUCAAUUGGCCGAUCAAGCGGUUGAUCUGAACCUUAAAUUGAUGAAGUGGCGCAUCGCACCCGAGUUGGAUUUGGACGCCAUCAAGAACACUAAAUGCCUAUUGCUCGGAGCUGGAACACUUGGAACAUAUGUAUCGAGACUGCUUAUGGGUUGGGGGGUACGCAAGAUCACUUUCGUCGACAAUGCAUCUGUUUCUUUCUCAAAUCCGGUUCGACAGCCAUUAUUCGACUUCAAGGACUGCAUUGAUGGUGGAGCUAAGAAGGCAUACAGAGCAGCUGAGGCUCUUCAAGAGAUUUACCCGGGAGUGGAUAGUACUGGGCAUGUGAUGGCAGUACCAAUGCUUGGACAUCCAAUUACAGACGAAGCUGAUACCAAGAUGAACUUUGAGCUCUUACAGAAACUUAUCAAAGAUCACGACGCAAUUUUCUUGUUGAUGGAUACUCGGGAGAGUCGAUGGCUUCCAACCGUUAUGGGAAAGGCAGCUGGCAAGAUCGUUAUGAAUGCAGCUCUAGGAUUUGACACGUAUGUGGUGAUGAGACACGGGAUUACUCCAGCAGAUGGAGGGCCUGCUGCUCUUGGUUGUUACUUUUGUAAUGAUGUUGUUGCCCCAUCCGACUCCGUCAAAGAUCAAACUCUUGAUCAACAGUGCACUGUCACUAGACCAGGCGUAGCUCCCGAGGCAUCUUCCAAGCUUGUAGAACUCCUUGCUUCCGUCCUUCAACAUCCACUGCGAGGUGCGGCUCCAGCCCCAAAACUUUCAGCAAACCAGCAAUCGGGCCAACUGGAAUUCGAUCGAGACCCACCAAAUCACCCUCUAGGACUCGUACCUCAUCAGAUUCGUGGUUUCUUGUCCGCUUAUAAGACGAUGCUUAUCAGUGGUCCUUCCUACGAUUGCUGUUCCGCAUGCUCGCCAAAAAUCGUUAAUGCAUACCAACAGGACGGCUGGGAAUUCAUCAAGCGAGCAUUGACCGAGAAAGACUAUAUCACAGAGUUGAGUGGACUAGCAGAAGUUCAACGCAAAGCCGAAGCAGCUGCGGAUGAUGUAGAGUGGGACAGUGAUGAGGGGGAGCUUGAGAAUGAAGAGCCUGAACUCCUUUGA